Messenger RNA from Phalaenopsis equestris, 641 nucleotides. RefSeq names its product protein FAM136A. Lineage: Eukaryota; Viridiplantae; Streptophyta; Magnoliopsida; Asparagales; Orchidaceae. The record is from RefSeq and is a predicted model, not a curated record. The transcript has 3 exons. Bases 77 to 523 code for a protein of 148 amino acids. Gene Ontology annotation, cellular component: cytoplasm.
UGGCCGCAAACCCUAAUAAGAACUCCCAAAGCCUGAUUCUGCUCUCUUCCCGCUCGAACCAAGUUCGGGGAAGAAGAUGGAUCACAUAGCGGCAAUGGAAGAGCGAAUUGUGACGGAUAAAAUAAGAAGGAAGCUGGAAGAAGUGAAUACUGCAGCACAGAACCAGCUUCAACCCAUUCAAGAUCACGUUAAUUUCAACCUUCAGCAAUCAUACUUCAAAUGCGCUUACGAGUGCUUCGACAGGAGGCGACGCCAAGAGGAAAUAAAUAGUUGUGUAGAAAGUUGCAGUGUGCCUGUUCUCAAGGCCAACAAUCUUGUGGAGACCGAAAUGGCUCAAUUUCAGGAAAGGCUGAACCGGUCUCUGAUGGUCUGUCAAGAUAAGUUUGAGGCGGCGAAGCUGCAGCAGAUGAAGAGUGGAGCCAUGGGUGAGUUAGAGGCAUGCGUCAGUCAGGCUAUUGAGGACAACGUAAGGGUUCUCCCUCACAUAGUCAAUCGUCUCAAGAACUCCCUUUCUAUGAACUAAACAUUCUAUAAUUUCACUGCACGCAUUUUAAGGCAAAUUUCGUUACCUGUUACAAAUGUUGGAAUUGAAAUUUUGAUGUGGAGUUGUAGUAACAAACAAGUUAUGAUAAUGAGUUUCA